This is a messenger RNA of Durio zibethinus, 3064 nucleotides long. NCBI's taxonomy places the organism in Eukaryota, Viridiplantae, Streptophyta, Magnoliopsida, Malvales, Malvaceae. The record is from RefSeq and is a predicted model, not a curated record.
CCACCACGUCAGCAUCUAAUCCAGUAUCUCCAUGUCAGCGCCACGUAUAAAACCCCAGUGACAAAACCCAUCCAACGGUCCAAUCACUCUUCCUCCACCCUUUUCCUCCAUCCAACGGUCCAAAUUCGUCUUUCUGGAUCCUUCCAUUGCCAUUAACAAAACUGAAGGCGCAAAAAACCCAAAAUAGGAAAAAAAAAAAAAGCAAGAGAGAGACAGAGACAGAGAGUAGAGUAACAGGAUUAACUAGGGUUAGUUGUUUAACCCAUUAAAGGAAAGGUACGGCAACUGAGUUAAAGAACGUUUCUUCGAGGAAGGAGAGACAGAGCUGGAAGGGAAAAAUGGAAAAGAAAUAGAAAGAGGGAAGCUUUCCUGUGUUAGACAACUGAGUCAACCCGGACGGUUCCUUGCAUCCGUAAACAUUUCCUCUGAUUCAUUUUCUUCAUUCAACUCGCCAAUUCCGAUUCUAAAAUCAACUCAGGAUUUUAUUUGUUUCUUUUUUUUUUCGAAGUUAAAUAUAAUCGACGAGUUGGGUAAUGGAGAUUUCUUUUUAACUUUUCUUCAGAUCUCGACAUCUGGUUUUAUGGGGUUUUCAACUGUUUAUGGCUGCUGAAGAUGGCUUGUUCAAUGUGGUAUAAGGAUAGAUUUUCAUAUUGGUCUGCUGAAUCUGUCGAUUGGGUUCUUUUUCUUUACUCUUUUGUGUUGUUGGUUGGGGUUUUUAGUUGUGGUUUUAUUGAUUGAUGAUUGCUGGUGAAUUGGAGUUUUUCUUGUUCAUUUGCGAUUGGCUUUGGAGUUUGGGUCUUCUUGGAGGGGAAGGAGCUCUCUUCUGCUGUUGUCUCUGCCUUCGGCUUCCAGGAAAGCUGUGAUUGUUUUUCUUGACUUUUCAUGUUGCAUAAUUCAAACUCAGAUGGCUGUGGCAGUUUUUAAAAGCCCUCUUAGAGGGGAAUAUCCUAGGAACACUGGAAUGGAACGGAGACAACCUGCUGGGAGGAGACGGGUUUUUGUGCAAACAGAGACAGGUUGUGUCUUGGACAUGGAGUUGGAUCGCAGUGACAAUGCUCAUAUCGUUAAAAGAAGGUUGCAGGUUGCCCUUAAUUUUCCUACGGAGCAAAGCUUGCUGACUUUUGGGGAUAUGGAGUUGAAGAAUGAUCUUAGUGCCAUUCGGAAUGAUUCUCCACUUCUCCUAACACGUAACUAUCUACACAGAAGCUCCUCUACUCCAUGUCUUUCGCCUAGUGGAAGUGAUCUUUGGCAUAGAGAUAGAAGUGGUCCUAUUGAGAUACUGGGACAUUCUGAUAGCUUUGAUGUGUUAAAAGUUUUGGUGAAGGAAAUUGUUAAGGCAAUUAAGAUUGGUGUUGAUCCACUUCCUGUUCAUAGUGGUCUAGGGGGUGCCUACUACUUUAGGAAUAAUAGAGGUGAGAGUGUUGCAAUUGUGAAGCCAACAGAUGAAGAACCUUUUGCACCAAAUAAUCCUAAAGGCUUUGUUGGGAAAGCCCUUGGACAACCAGGUUUGAAACGUUCGGUUCGGGUAGGGGAGACAGGUUUCAGGGAAGUUGUGGCUUACCUUUUGGACUAUGGACAUUUUGCAAAUGUGCCUCCGACGGCACUGGUGAAGAUUACUCAUUCAGUCUUCAAUGUCAAUGAUGGUGUGAAUGGACAUAAGCCUCAUGGGAAGAAUCUGGUUAGCAAGAUUGCAUCUUUCCAGCAGUUUAUACCACAUGAUUUUGAUGCUAGUGAUCACGGAACCUCAAGCUUCCCUGUUUCUGCUGUGCACCGCAUAGGGAUACUUGAUGUACGGAUAUUUAACACAGACAGGCAUGCAGGAAACCUUUUAGUGCAGAAGCUUGAUGGUAUUGGGAGGUUUGGUCAGGUGGAACUCAUUCCUAUUGAUCAUGGCCUUUGCUUGCCUGAAAAUUUGGAGGAUCCAUACUUUGAGUGGAUUCAUUGGCCUCAGGCUUCAAUUCCGUUCUCUGAUGAUGAACUGGUGUAUAUAGAAAAGCUAGAUCCUCUUAAGGACUGUGAGAUGCUGCGAAGGGAACUCCCCAUGAUACGAGAGGCUUGUCUACGGGUUCUGGUACUCUGCACAAUUUUCCUUAAGGAAGCUGCGGCUUCUGGUCUCUGUCUUGCUGAAAUUGGUGAGAUGAUGAGUAGAGAAUUCCGGGCUGGAGAUGAGGAACCUAGUGAGCUAGAGGUUGUUUGUCUCGAUGCUAGGAGGUUGAUAGCAGAGAGGGGGGUCUCAUCUCCUAAGUCCAAUGUGGGAGAUGCAGAGUUCCAGUUUGAUAUUGACUGUGAGGAACAAGAAUCAGACUUAACCCCCAAAAUGUCUACAGAUGAUUUUAUGACUAGAGCACCAUUCCAAUUUGGAAAUGGAUUUGUGAAUAGCCGAUUUCCACUUUCAAAGCUGGAGGAAUGCUUUGAGGAAGACGAGGAAAGUGAAGGAGAAGCAGAGCUGGAGGGGUUUUUUGCUUUCAAAGCUAUUGAAAGGAACCCAUCCAUUUCAAAACUUUCAAUGUCACUUAAAGAUAUCAGCCUAGUUGACAAGAGCCAGAAGAUUUCAAAGUUUUCUGGAACAAAACAAGAAAAUGGCUAUCUUACUACCUCAUCUGGGCAUAGGAGUGCAAAUGAGCAGAUUCCUGCGAGUGUGAGCUUUGUGAAGCUGGCUGACUUGAAUGAGGAGGAAUGGACUUUCUUCUUGGAGAAGUUUCGGGAGUUGCUUUACCCAGCAUUUGAUAAACGAAAAUCCGUUACCUUAGGUCAGAAGCAGAUACAGAGGCUAGGUACUUCAUGCCAGUUUUGAGAUUGAGGUGCCACUAUAUCAAUACCAGAGUUGAGUUAACUGAAGAUGAAAUAAGACUUUGUAGGUUUGUUGGGACUUGGGAUGAAGGAUUGUUAGGAUAGAUUCGUUAUAUGGGUUUUCCCCGGGGAAUGUCGUAGUUUGGGAGCAGCUGUAGGAGGAAUCCCUCUUUGCUUCAGCUAAGUGCAGAGCUGAGUAGAAUUGGUUGCAUUUUAUCUUUUUGAUUUUGUUUUAUUUUUCCUUCUUUUCUUUCACCUCCUCGUGGACAUUGUU